AUGCCUCCAUGGCCGCCUAUCGGGACUCCGGAAGACACGAAAAGGCUGGGCAUUGUUAACAAACUCACGGAUACAGGGGCUAUUCGUCAGAAACUACCAGGAGAGUUCCAGAUUUGCGGCACCACGUUAGGACUUCGCUGCGGCAUGUGCCAGCGAAAAAAGCGCCUCCCCCAAGCUCUUUAUUCUGAGGACGAGCUUCCUCCUCCCGGUCAUUUGACGAGUCUAGUGGGUUGGAAGUAUCCCCUCAGGCCUCGACUCUCCGACGAUCAACGUUGA
Penicillium verrucosum is the source of this 276-nucleotide messenger RNA. RefSeq lists its product as uncharacterized. The record is from RefSeq and is a predicted model, not a curated record. Lineage: Eukaryota; Fungi; Ascomycota; Eurotiomycetes; Eurotiales; Aspergillaceae. The transcript has a single exon. The coding region runs from base 1 to 276 and encodes 91 amino acids.